UCCCUGGACGUGAUGGUUGAGCGUUUGUUGUAAUGCGCCAGACGCGACGCCUCGCCCGCGAUGCGCUCGAAGAUGUCGUUGACAAAUGAAUUCAUGAUACCCAUGGCUUUGGAGGAAAUACCGGUAUCCGGGUGAACCUGCUUCAACACCUUGUACACAUACACGGAGUAGCUCUCCUUGCGACUACGCUUGCGCUUCUUGCCAUCCUUUUUCUGGGCCUUGGCCACCGCCUUUUUGGAACCCUUCUUCGGAGCAGAAGCAGACUUAGCUGGCUCAGGCAUCGCAAGAUCCACAAAACCGCCAGUGUUUCGUCAUGUCUGGCCGGGGGAAACAGGGCGGUAAGGUACGUGCCAAGGCGAAGACCCGCUCUUCGCGCGCCGGGCUCCAGUUCCCCGUGGGACGUGUGCACCGCCUGCUCCGCAAGGGCAACUACGCCGAGCGGGUCGGGGCCGGCGCUCCGGUGUACCUGGCGGCAGUGCUGGAGUACCUGACGGCCGAGAUCCUGGAGCUGGCGGGCAACGCGGCCCGCGAUAAUAAGAAGACGCGUAUCAUCCCGCGUCACCUGCAGCUGGCCAUCCGCAACGACGAGGAGCUCAACAAGCUGCUGGGCAAAGUCACCAUCGCUCAGGGCGGCGUCCUGCCCAACAUCCAGGCUGUACUGCUGCCCAAGAAGACCGAGAGCCACCACAAGGCCAAGGGAAAAUUUCAAAAUCAAAGAUGGCGUCCGGCGAUCCUGGGACUGGCUCUGGUGGUGCUUGAGGUUAUCGCACCGUGAUCUCCUUUCUGGAAUGAAAAAUGUUCACAG
This is a messenger RNA of Delphinapterus leucas (beluga whale), 805 nucleotides long. The record is from RefSeq and is a predicted model, not a curated record. NCBI's taxonomy places the organism in Eukaryota, Metazoa, Chordata, Mammalia, Artiodactyla, Monodontidae.